Messenger RNA from Piliocolobus tephrosceles (Ugandan red Colobus), 1213 nucleotides. RefSeq lists its product as uncharacterized. The transcript has 2 exons. The coding region runs from base 308 to 1099 and encodes 263 amino acids. NCBI's taxonomy places the organism in Eukaryota, Metazoa, Chordata, Mammalia, Primates, Cercopithecidae. The record is from RefSeq and is a predicted model, not a curated record.
UAUGUUACCGAUGUACGUGUAAAUAAAUACAUAUGCAUUUUCGAUUUAACAACACAAUGUGAAAUUUUUUUUUUAGGGACAUUUAAAAUUAUUUAUACAGGUGACGAGUAGCAAACAGGUUUUUGAAAAAAACAUUUUAGAAAAAAUACUAGAUUCAAAAGAUAAUAGAAUAUUUACAGACCUAUAUCAGGGUGUUUUACAAAGAUACAAUGAAGUGAUAGCAUAUGGGAAUACUAUAAACAUAAAUAAAAAUCGUAUAUUUUCAGAAGCGUUUGAGGGAAUACCGAUUUACAAUGAUGACAAACAUAUGACACACAAGUUUCAUUUAAAUGCACAUAAUAUAUAUCCGAAAAUCAAAGUUCAAACAGAUGAGAAUAAUCAUCACGAAUAUGAACGAAGUUAUGCAAAAAAAGUAGCUGAAUGGCAAAAAAAUGAUAAUUCAAUAUUAUUCCCUAGAGAUAAUUUUAGUUCAGAAAUUGGAAAAAAACAAAAAGUAAAAAAUAGUCGACAAAUAUCAGCACCAACAAAUGAAUCUGACAUAGAUUAUUUAAACAAAGUUAUUGAUAACGUGAUAAAAAGUAGAAAUAACGAAAACUACGUUAAAAUUAAAGGUGCUCGCAAUUUGCAUAAUUAUGAAGAAGAUAAAUAUUCAAAAACAAAAAGAUCUUUUAUGAGACCUAAUAUAAAAAUAAACUCAGAAACUAUAAAUGACAACAUCGAAAUGUAUGGCAUAAAUAAACCAAUACUACGAUAUAAUAAUGAUGAAAGUGAAAUAGAACACAGAAAUAUUAGAAAGCGUAUGAAAGAACAUUAUACAAACAAUGUUCAAAAUGCACAUGUAAAUCUAGAUGAUUUAAAUUCAUAUAAAAAUUUGACGAUAAAUAAAAAACAAUUUUUAACAUUACUCAAUAAAAGCAAGCAUAAAAAUUUAUUUAAAAGAGUUUACCAUAAAGUUAAGAAGAAUAAAAGCUUGAAAUGGACUAUUGGCGUUUUAUUGGGUGCAGUUUUAUUAACACUUGCUACUCCUUUUUUAUGUAUUAGUUAUAUAUAUAUGAGCUUAAAGUUAAAAUAUGAUGGAGUAACUGAUGCUAUAGAUUAAAGCACCCUUUAAGAUUACAAUUAAAGAAAACCAUGAGUAGUAUAGCUUUAUGUAUAAUUAUAUUAUUAUUAUUAUUUUUUAUUUUUUUUUUUUUAUUAGUAAUUAUGUGUUGUC